AUGGAAGGUGCAGUCACGAACGUGUGCUUCAAUCUCUUAGACCGAAACGUGAGAAAAGGGGACGGAGAUAAAAUUGCCUAUUACUGGGAGGGCAAUUGCCCAGAUGACUACAGCCGCGUCACAUACAAAAAGCUCAUGGAUCUGGUGUGCCAGUUCGCUAACGCUUUGCGAGAUAAUGGCGUGGGCAAGGGAGACAGGGUCUCCAUAUACAUGCCCAUGAUCCUUGAGACAGUUGUCUGUAUGCUGGCCUGUGCGAGGAUCGGAGCAGUACAUUCAGUCGUGUUCGCGGGAUUUUCGUCGGAUUCCCUUGCGGAACGCAUGUCCGACUGCAAGGCGAAAGUUCUGGUAACGUCCGAUGGUGCAUGGCGCGGGGAGAAACUCCUGGAGCUGAAGAAGAUUUGCGAUGAGGCUAUGGAAAAGGCCAAAACCAAAUACAACCACACUGUGGGCUUGUGCGUUGUAGUCUCGCACCUCGAUAGAGUCACGCCCUGUGGAAAGCUGCCUGACGAUGUCAGGAGCUUGUACAACUGGAAUGAAGGGAGGGACCUGUGGUGGCACGACAUGGUAAAAGGGCAAUCGACGAUUUGCCCACCUGAGUGGAUGAAAGCCGAAGAUCCACUGUUCAUGCUUUACACCAGUGGCUCCACUGGCAAGCCGAAGGGCGUGUUGCACACCACAGCCGGCUACAUGUUGUACGCCACAGCCACUUUCCGCUAUGUGUUCGACUACCGCGACAAGGACAUCUACUGGUGCACCGCCGACGUGGGCUGGAUCACUGGACACACUUACGUGGUGUACGCGCCGCUCGCAAACGCAGCGACAUCGGUCAUGUUCGAAGGCACACCGUUCUACCCGGAUAACGACCGGUACUGGUCACUGAUCGAGAAAUACCGUGUCACUCAGUUCUACACCGCGCCCACUGCUAUCAGGGCCCUCACGAAAUUUGGCGACGACCACGUCAAAAAACAUAACCUGAAGAGUCUCCGCGUCCUGGGUAGUGUGGGUGAACCUAUUAAUCCAGAGGCAUGGCAGUGGUACUACUCGGUAAUUGGGAGCAACCGAUGCUCUAUCGUGGACACUUUCUGGCAGACCGAGACAGGAGGACAUGUGCUUACCAGUCUGCCAGGUGCCACGCCAAUGAAGCCGGGAGCUGCAGGUUUCCCAUUCUUCGGCGUCCAGCCGACCCUGCUCGAUGAGAACGGCAAAGAGAUUGAGGGCCCCGGCGAAGGCUACUUGGUAUUCUCGCGGCCAUGGCCUGGCAUUAUGAGGACGCUGUACGGCGAUCAUGAACGCUACAAGAAAGUCUACUUCUCUAAGUUCCCCGGCUACUACUGCACUGGUGACGGUGCGAAACGCGACGACGACGGUUUUCUUUGGGUUACUGGUCGCAUAGACGACAUGCUCAAUGUAUCGGGCCAUCUCAUGUCGACUGCAGAGGUCGAGGGUGUUCUGACCGAAGAGCCUAGGGUUUCCGAAGCCGCCGUGGUUUCUAAACCGCACCCUAUCAAGGGAGAGUCGCUGUAUUGCUUUGUCAUCCUGAACGAAGGCGCCGAAUUCGAUUCUGAUUUGAUCAACUCCCUUAAGAAGCGCGUCCGCCAGCGCAUUGGUGCCUUUGCCGCUCCUGAUGUUAUCCAAUAUGCUCCGGGACUGCCAAAGACCAGGUCUGGGAAGAUCAUGCGUCGGAUUCUUAGGAAGGUGGCCCUCGGCGACCACGACGUUGGGGACACCUCUACUUUGGCCGACCCGUCCGUUGUUGCCGAACUUUUCAAGAAUAGACCU
Molecule: messenger RNA, 1779 nt
Organism: Iphiclides podalirius (scarce swallowtail)
Lineage: Eukaryota; Metazoa; Arthropoda; Insecta; Lepidoptera; Papilionidae
Source: the annotation of a GenBank genome assembly